Messenger RNA from Cimex lectularius (bed bug), 2384 nucleotides. Its product is annotated as transmembrane protein 169. The coding region runs from base 120 to 947 and encodes 275 amino acids. The transcript is spliced from 2 exons. NCBI's taxonomy places the organism in Eukaryota, Metazoa, Arthropoda, Insecta, Hemiptera, Cimicidae. The record is from RefSeq and is a predicted model, not a curated record.
UGGAAGGUUCUAGCCCGGUAAACAAACCCUGAUGUAGUCUGUGAUCUUAACUUUUUAACUUUUGGUAAUUUUUUGUGACAAAUUUGUCCUGUUAUGUAAUUGUAAACGACCUGCCCGAAAUGGAAGAUAGCGGGCAAGUGAUCCCUUAUCCUGAAAACAGACCGUCGGAGAAGAUCCAGAAGAAUGCGACAACGCCGAACGGUAGCUACAUAGCAGAGACUGUUUUGUCGAACGGAAUCGAUUCUAAAGGUGAAGGCGACACGAAGGCAAAGAAGAAAGUCAACAUAUGCACUGAACGCUCCCUCUCCGAAGAGACCAGGAGGUGUUCUGAAGAUUCCGAGUCGUGCGGCAAUCCUGCGAGUAUCGCAAGCAACGAUAAAUGCCUCACCAUGACCGGGACGAUCAAACGGGGCAAAAAAGCCGGACAGAGCCUCGAUGUCAGGCUCAACAUAUCUAGGGAAGAACUUGAAAUCAUGGAAGCUAACAUCGCCGCCAAAGAAGUCGAGAAGCGCCGACCCUGCACACUCUAUAGCGGACCGCACGUAACUCUCUUUACGGUUCUAUGUUUCCCCGUUGCAUUUAUCAUGUCGUCUCUUUACUCGUUCUACAUGGGGACCAUCACGUGGUACAGUAUCUUCACAUACGUGACAGAGGAAAAAAACAUAGUUUAUAAAUUAUUCAUCUCACCUUUCCUCAUCCUUUUGUAUCCUUUUAUAAUUGUCGCGUUCACUUUAGGUCUAGGCACAUACGCCGCUUUCGUGCAGGUCUCGUGGUCUUUUUCAAGCUGGCAGAAGGAGAUACUUGACUGGGAGAAGGGUUUUUACGGUUGGCUUUGUUCUGUUAUGAAACUAGAAGAGUGCUCGCCUUACGAGGUUGUCGUGCUCACUGACAUUAAAGUCACAUCGGACCAAGACAAAUGCAACUCGCAAGACAGCAUUCUAACUUAAAAGGCACAAGUUUCACUUUUCAAAAAAAAAAAGUUGAGCUUGUCAAUUUUUUUAACGCACCUGCAUCUGAAUUUUUCAUUCUGAAAUAUUCAGAACAACUUUCAUUUUCAGAAUCAUGUUUACACACGCAAAAUCAUUUUAUAUAUGAAGUUCCUAAUAGCUAGUAAUGCCAGUAAUUUAAAAUAAUUUGCUGGUAUUUUUUAAAAACUUUUAAGCCUUCAAAGAUGCUUUUAUCAAACAAAAUCAUGGUUUAUGUACGUUUUAUAAAAUUUUAUAUUAUUUAGGUAAUUUUAUGAAAAUUUACCUACCUUGUCUAUUAUUCUGGAUGAGCUUUUUUAUAAAUCACUUUUUUUUUAAUAUUACGCAGAAAACAGUCAUUAUUAAGUAUUUUAAAAUCAUGAUUUUGCGUGUCUCUCAUAGAAAAAUCAAAUGUAACCCUUUCAAUAUAAAAGGGUUGUCUAAUGGAUGAUCUAAAUACCUUAAUACUUUUUUCAAAUUCAUAUCAGUUUCGGUGCGUAUGUAAACAGCACUAAAAAAAGUUCAAAUAAAAAACAUGUGCUGCAGUACAAGCUAAAUGUUGGAUCACUGCCACGAUGCUAGCAAUGUAUAGCUUUUAAAUGUGUUCAUUGUCAAAAAGAAAAGAAAAACAAAAUUUAUAAUCUCAUAGUUAUAGCAGGUAACUUGUUAAAAAAAAUCCAAAGCUUUUUGUAUUCAUUGUCGCGGAAAGGAAACCACCGAUCAUUUACAAUGUCUUGUGCGAUGCGGGAUUUUAAAAGAGGAAGACUGUCAAUAUAACUGCUAUCUUCCAGAUUUUUAUGACCAAAAAUGUUAAAUUUAAGAUAAUAGUCUGUUCAACAAAGGAUGUCUUUAGUUUAUAUUAUUUUAUUUUUAUUUUUUACAAUUUUUUGUAUGUGAAAGUCAUAAUGAAAAGACUUUUCUGGUUGACCAAAGGCUGAUUAAAUGUAAGGCUUUAUGUUUUUCUCUAAAAUAUCAUUUUAUAAUUUUAAACACUUUUCAAAGAAAUAUUUAUAAAACGGAAUCAAAAGAUCUCAAAAACUAGUUUUAAAAACUACUGUAAAAUAUUGUAUUUUAAACUUUGUUUGAACUGGUAUAACAAUCAUUCCAUUUCGAUAAUUAAUGACUCCAGUUUAACCAUAUCAUUUAUUUUUUUUUUUUUUUUUUUUUUUUUUUUUUUUUUUUUAUUAUAAGGAGAGUAUUUUUCAGGGGCAAAAACCCACCAAACAGUAUGUGUCUGUGUGCGUUUGUCUUUUGACACAAUUAGUGAAACAUUCCAAUGUGCUACGCUUGGAGUAAGUCGAUAAAUUUUCGAGAAGUAUACAUAUCUCGUACUUAGACAGUGUAAAGUAUUUGUUUUACGCUUUUAUGUGUUGUAACGAUACAUAGUUUUAAAUAAACAAUAAAACGUUGGAAUAGUAA